AUGACAGCACCUCAAAAUCCAAUCGCUAGAGCCAUUUGGGAUGGUGCCUUGCCAAUUAAAUUUUCUUUAGAUACUGACGAGGCUGAAGCAUUAGGCGUAGAAACGAUUGAACCUUAUUUUAUAGAAGCACCUCGUUGUUCGUAUUUCCCACUAUUAACAAGUGUAAUAAGAAAAUACUUUCGUGAUAUGGCGAUGAAUUUUAUUGUUGAUGAUGCAGAAAUAUGGUAUGAUGUUGAUGGAACACCUUUGAAAUGUCCUCCGCCAUUACCUUGGUCUGUAACUGUUCAUUUUAAAGACUUUCCUGCAGAUAAAUUAAUAAGAGCUCAGGCUAUUGACGCUACUCAAGAUUUUUUCAUGUCUAUGAUUAAAGAAGCAGAUUUUCUUAGAAAUGGCACAACAAAAAAAGUAAUGAACUUAUCAAAAAAUGACCAAACACAGCUUUGGGAUGGAUUAUGGUCUAAGGAUUAUGAUAAAUUUUGGAGCGUGAAUUAUCGUUUAGUGAUUAAUGAUGGCCAAGUUCCAAGACAUAUUCCACUUCGAAUAUAUUUACCUGAUAAUUGUCCAGUAAUACAAGAAGCAAUAUCUCCUUUAAACGAAGAUGAUAUUCCGAUAGUAUGGGCUUCUCAAAAUCUUUGUUAUCCUGAUAAUUUCUUACAUAUUGUAGUUUUGUUAGGACUAUAA
Molecule: messenger RNA, 681 nt
Organism: Entrophospora sp. SA101
Lineage: Eukaryota; Fungi; Glomeromycota; Glomeromycetes; Entrophosporales; Entrophosporaceae
Source: the annotation of a GenBank genome assembly